GUUCAGUUUAGAUUCGGUCGCCGUAGCAAAAUGAGUAGCAAAAAUCUUAUAGAUCUCUGCGACGACAGUCUCUAUUAUAUUUUUGAUUUUUUACCCACCGAAGAUCGGAUUAGUCUCGCGCAAGUAUCCCAAAGAUUUCGAAAUGUUUUUGUCGAUAAGUACGGAAGCAAGUACAGUGAAUACACCCUAAUUGCGGCAAGUCCACGUCAGGAGCUAAUACAGUUCUGCAUCUGUUGCAAAAUGGUGAAAUCCCUAACCAUCGAUCUGGAUCAUUUCGAUACGAACAAAUAUUUUAGAAACUAUGGUUUCAUAGCACCGAAAAACAGUUUUCAAAUCCUGUGCCAUUCUUUGGCGGGAAUGGUUCGGUUGGAGCAUUUAUCGAUAAAACAACUGAAAGAUCUUGUCACACCGAUCAAAAGAUUGUUUUACCAAAUUCUAGAUCCCAUCAGACAACUGUCGGACCUGAAAAGUCUGCAGAUCGUAGCAAGAGAUGAUUGUGUUCUGAACCACUUGUCACAACUCCAAUACCUAGAAAGCCUGACCCUUUUAGUUCCCAAAGUCCCUGUUGCAACUUUGGUCAAGUGCUGCAAGUACAACACCAACCUCAAGGUUCUGCAUCUCGGAUACUCAUGUGUCCAGGGGAGCAUAGGAGACAUUGUGCCACACUGUAAGGAACUAGAAGUUCUCAAGUUUGGCAUGACAGCAGAAGCCUCGACCUACAAGCCACUGGCCAGACUUCCCAGGCUCCGAGAACUCUACCACUUUGGUAUCCGCAGGAGUGGCUCCUUUGAGCCGCUUCUCUCCGAUCUGGCCACACAUUCGCAGCUGACCCAUCUCUCCAUUGACGGAGGAAGUCUCACUCUCUCAGAAGCCAGUCAGCUACCCCGAAUCCGGAGUUUGACCCACCUGAAGUGCUUUUUCUUUACCACCGAGUCCUUGGAGCUAAUAGCCGAUCUUGUCAAUCUGGAGGAGCUUUGCGUGUGGAUGUCCUGUGCCGUGGACGUAACCAAUAGCCUUCUGAAAAUCAUUGCAAGCUGCAAAAAUCUGAAGCUUCUUCGAUUGGCGGCAGGAAAAGUCCAGCCUAACUUUUUUCAAGAAGCCAUAGUCUUAAUAAAAAAGGAGAAAGGAGCUGAAACACUGCAUCCCAUAUUGAAAUUGGAAGUUCCAAAUUAUAUUAACAAGCAAGAUAUUACUCAAGAGGCUUGCAAUAAUUUAUAUUAUCCAUUUCCAAUCGGGAGAGAACUAAUCAAGUGGAAUACCUUCAAUAAUGAUUGAUCUAUUCUUGUUGUUAAGUUAACGAAGAUCUCAAUGGAUUUAGAUUAGAAAUAAUUUGAAAUAAUGUAUUAUAAUAAAAGUUAAACCUAUAUUUAGAAGAGAGA
Messenger RNA from Drosophila ananassae, 1379 nucleotides. RefSeq lists its product as uncharacterized. The record is from RefSeq and is a predicted model, not a curated record. Bases 31 to 1275 code for a protein of 414 amino acids. The transcript is spliced from 2 exons. NCBI's taxonomy places the organism in Eukaryota, Metazoa, Arthropoda, Insecta, Diptera, Drosophilidae. Gene Ontology annotation, molecular function: protein binding.